Messenger RNA from Acanthisitta chloris (rifleman), 730 nucleotides. It is a transcript of the gene CLDN10, whose product is annotated as claudin 10. Gene Ontology annotation, molecular function: structural molecule activity. The record is from RefSeq and is a predicted model, not a curated record. NCBI's taxonomy places the organism in Eukaryota, Metazoa, Chordata, Aves, Passeriformes, Acanthisittidae. Bases 31 to 471 code for a protein of 146 amino acids. Gene Ontology annotation, biological process: bicellular tight junction assembly; cell adhesion. Gene Ontology annotation, cellular component: plasma membrane; bicellular tight junction. The transcript has 4 exons.
GCAGGUUACAUCCAAGCCUGCAGAGGACUGAUGAUCUCUGCUGUCUGCCUGGGCUUCUUCGGUGCUGUUUUUGGACUGGUUGGGAUGAAGUGUACAAAAGUCGGAGGCUCCGAUCAGACUAAAGCAAAAAUAGCUUGUUUAGCUGGACUGAUUUUCAUACUCUCUGGGUUGUGCUCUAUGACUAGUUGUUCCCUGUAUGCAAACAGGAUUACGUCUGAGUUCUUUGAUCCUUCUUUUGUUGCACAAAAGUAUGAAUUAGGAGCAGCUUUGUUCAUUGGAUGGGCUGGAGCUUCACUCUGCAUAAUUGGUGGCAGUAUAUUCUGCUUCUCAAUAACUGAAAACAGUAAUUCUCCAAGGAGGGGGUAUGCAUAUAAUGGAGCCACAUCUGUGAUGUCUUCUCGUACGAAGGUCCACAACAGUGUCCCAGACAAAUCCCCCCCAAAGCACUUUGACAAGAACGCUUACGUUUAGUUGCACUGUUGGACGACUCAAAGCGUUUCAAGAAUGAGUUUGUAUGUUUCAUUCAGAGUGAUUCCCCCACCCCGACCCAAUGUACUUACCACUAAGACAAUGACUUUUACAAAUAUUAACUUGCAGCUUUUUACAUAUUGAUGUAAAUUUUAUUAUAUAAUAUUUUAAGAUUGAUGUUGGUAUUGUAAAGUUUAUACCUGGAAAUCAUGAGCUGAUGUUGCGUUCUUGAAAAAAAAAUAAAUGAGGUAUUUGCUAAUUC